AGAAGGCGAGGGGAAGGAGAUGCCCGGCGACGGUGAGGAAGGAGAGUCUCCAGGCUCCAGCCCCAGACACUGCAGGGACAGCGGAAGUGUGACGUCUCGCGAGGGGCUGUCUCCCAAGAUGUCCCCCCGCCACUCGCCGCGGGAGUCCCUCAACUCCUCGCCAGCUCCCUUCAUGUCCCCCCGCGCCACGCCCCCGACGAUGCGCCCGAUCGUGUCCUCGCCCUCCUUCAUGCGAGGAUCCGACAACGAGGCCGACAUUCUCGACUUCUCCCUCCGGCGCUCGCCCGCCCCCUCCAGGGAGGACCUCCUCAACCUUUCCGUGGGCUCCUCCAUGGCUGGCUCGCCGCCCCCCGGCUUCCACCGCCUGGGGGACUCGCCUCUGGAUUUGUCGGUGCCCCGAAAGCGUGCAGCAGAUGCCCUUCUUGAGGCUGCCCAGGGAAAGAUCCAUCACGACCUGGCUAAGAAUCUUGGGGCCUGGGGCAUCCCCCUCCCCCCACACCUGGCCUCAGCCAUGGCCCUCAGACCUGAUCUAGCAUCACUCAAGCCUGAGCUGGCUCUAUGGAAUGGCAAGCUUAAAGGUGACAGUACUUCCACAAAGCUUCCACCAUUCCCCAUGGGCGCUCUGCCUCCCACGCCCUCUGAGGCGUCUAGAGCUUUGGAGCGGAUGAGUGAGCUGAGCAAGCUCGGCGGCGACAGCGGACUGGACCUUUUCAGAGGCAACCUGAGUGGGAGCUCCGGCCGUGCCACCGCCUGGCAGAGUCACUGGCUCAGCAAGGGCCAAGAUGCCACAAAAGACGUGCUCAAGUGUGUUUGGUGCAAGGCUUCCUUCAACACAUUAGCAGAGCUCACGACUCACAUGAAAGAGGCUAAACACUGCGGGGUGAACCUCCCUCCGCCCAUCCCGCCUCCCUCUUCCAGCGCCUCGUCGAUUAACACCCACCUCCCGCCCCAGUACACGCCCACCAAGAUGCCCUCGUCGAAGCCCCCUUCCUCCUCUUCCUCGGCUGCUUCCGGCUCCUCGUCCUCGAGCGACCUGAUGUCGAGCAUCAAGGAGACGAUGCCGCUGCCGCGCAAGCUGGUGCGCGGCCAGGACGUGUGGCUUGGCAAGGGCGCCGAGCAGACCCGCCAGAUCCUCAAGUGCAUGUGGUGCGGCCAGAGCUUCAAGUCUCUCGCGGAAAUGACACAGCACAUGCAGCAAACACAGCACUACACUAACAUAAUCUCUCAGGAGCAGAUCAUCUCAUGGAAAUCCCCCGAGGAAAAAUCUAGUAGUCAGAGCCACGUCAACGCUGUGCUUACCUGCAAAGUAUGCGACCAGGCAUUCUCAUCGCUCAAGGAACUCAGCAAUCACAUGGUGAAAAAUGCCCACUACAAGGAGCAUAUAAUGCGUUCCAUCACAGAGUCCGGGGCCCGGCGAAGGCAGAGCACACGCGAAAAGCGCAAGAAAUCUCUGCCUGUGCGCAAGCUGCUGGAACUCGAGCGCGCACAGCAGGAGCUGCGCACGCAGUCGGACAGCGGAAGGUUUGGGAAGGACCAACCUGGAUCCGGACGCAUCACAUGCGAAAAGUGUGGUGACAAAAUUGACACAUCUCUGUUCGUGGACCACAUCCGUAACUGCGUCGGAGCCUCCAGCCGGGACUUGCUGAAGUCCGCGCUCCUCUCCCCCGACAGCGACUACAGCAACAAACUCGACUCCGCUCCGGAGACUGAUAGCGAAGGCAAGAAGACGCCGGAGAAAACCCCUCGCGACAGCCCCAGGGAAAAGGACUUCGACAAGCCCAAGGGACGCGGGGACUCCGAGUCGCCUUCGGUAUUAAAUGCGCUCGAAAAAUUGAUCGAAAAAAGUUUUGAUUCUGGCAAGGCAAAACCUGGAGCUGGACCUCUGGGAUCAAGCAUUCUCCGCCGGCUUGGCAUCGACGAAAGCGUCGACUACUCCAAGCCGCUGAUGGACCCUCAGCUGGUCGGCAUGUACGCCACGUUCUCCCGCCUGCACGGUGGCCCGCCGCUCGGAGCUGGUGCUCCCUCUACCUUUAAUCUACCACCUUCCUUCGGCUCGGGCGACAGAGGCACGGGUGUGCGAGGCAUCGGCGACUCCAUGAUGAGCCCAAGCGCAGACUCUGAUACUCGUGACACAUUCCCGCGGUCACCCUCACGGCCUGGGUCACGACCAGGCUCGCGCCCUGCCUCCGCAGGAUCCAUAACCCGGGACGGCAGUGCAAGCGAGCGCUCUUUGGAAAUGCUGCGGCUCGAUAGCAACCAGGCCGCCACGCCCGAGGAGCUCGCCCCCACGGAGAACGGCGCCGACCACUCCGACAAUGAGCAGGAGAGCCUCUGCGGCCGGGAGGAGGUCAAGCAGGAGCCUAUCGAGACCAACGGCGAAAUCAGCGACCGCGAGUCCGUCACGGCCAGGGAGGAGGUGAGAGUGAAGGAGGAAAUACGGGUGAAAGAGGAAUUCAAGUUAAAGGAGGAAGGUGAUGACGAGGAGGAUAACGAAUCUCCUGAGGCGGGUCGUGAGUCUCCUUCAGGUAGACUCAUGGGGUCGCCAGCAGGCUGUAGCAGCAGGUCUGGCACUCCCCACUCAGAGACCAGCGUGGGGAGGUCCGGGUCUGGCCUCGGAGCCUCGGGGCUUGGAGGCCUCUCCGCCCUGCUCGGAGGCGGCGGCGAAGGCUCGUCUUCGCACCCUUUGGCGGCCCUGCAGAAGCUGUGCGACAAGACCGAGACGCAGCCGCGGCCGCCCCCGGUGAGCGGGGCGUCGACAGGGCCCCAGACGAACCCUGGCGCCAUCCUGGCCUUUUCCUGGGCAUGCAAUGACGCCGUCACAGCUGACAGCAUCAUGAAAUGUGCUUUCUGUGACACGCCCUUCAUCAGCAAGGGCGCCUACCGACACCACCUGUCGAAGAUGCAUUUCGUGAAGGACGGCGCCAUGCCCGAAAACGCCGGCGGCAAGACGAGCAACACGAAGCCGCCCUCGAGCGGGAGCAAGGCGGCCACGCCCCCCGCGCCCCCCGUGGAUGACUCGCCUCACUCCAAGUUCCUCAAGUACACGGAGCUGGCCAAGCAGCUCUCCAGCAAGUAGUGUCGGCCGCCGCCCUGGGGUGGCCGCCCCUCCCCCCACUCCCCCACCCGCGCCCGCCAAAGAC
Messenger RNA from Penaeus monodon (black tiger shrimp), 3140 nucleotides. Its product is annotated as protein tiptop-like. Gene Ontology annotation, cellular component: nucleus. Gene Ontology annotation, molecular function: DNA binding; DNA-binding transcription factor activity, RNA polymerase II-specific. Bases 20 to 3076 code for a protein of 1018 amino acids. NCBI's taxonomy places the organism in Eukaryota, Metazoa, Arthropoda, Malacostraca, Decapoda, Penaeidae. The transcript is spliced from 2 exons. The record is from RefSeq and is a predicted model, not a curated record. Gene Ontology annotation, biological process: regulation of transcription by RNA polymerase II.